UAGAAGCAGAGCUAGGUGACAGGAUGUCAAACCCAGGGGACCUUUCAAAAGAAAAGUGCCAGAGCCAUCCACACAGGAAACGAACUGUGUUCACGAAGAAACAAUUGGCGGAUAUGAACUUAUUUUUCAAUACAAACCCAUACCCCACGCCCAGCCUUCAGAGAGAAAUGGCCUCAAAAAUGGAAAUGCAUCCAAGAGCCCUGAAGGUUUGGUUUAAGAACCGUAGAGUGAAACUCGAGAAAGCCAAAUGCAAGGAUUUUCAGCCAGCACACGAAGCUCAACGAGAAGCUCAACAAAGGCCAUUAGCUGAGGCCAGAGUCCGGAUCAGCUCCUCCAGGGGACAAACGACUACAACUCCCAGAAACCCUCAUGCUGCCUCUCCAGCAUCUCUAGUCUAUACAGAUCAUCCACGACCUUCCUUCCAACUCAGCGUAUGGACCAGUUUUAAGACUCUCACACACCAACCUCUUGGCCACAAAAUGGUGCAUUUCGGCUGCUGCCAAGACCCUAACAUAUACUGCCUCUCUCCCAUUUCGGAAUCCCAAGCUCCCUCCACAAGCUUCUGUUCUAAUUCUCUUGGCCUUUUGUCAUCACAAAGAACUCAGAGACGCUAGACACAGAAAGUCACAUCGUACUGUGAUGUGCAAUGAUUCCCAUUCAAGGAAAUACUUCGCAGCAGUAAAAGGAAA
This is a messenger RNA of Phacochoerus africanus (Common warthog), 689 nucleotides long. RefSeq names its product divergent-paired related homeobox (gene DPRX). The coding region runs from base 24 to 614 and encodes 196 amino acids. The transcript has 3 exons. Gene Ontology annotation, cellular component: nucleus. Gene Ontology annotation, biological process: regulation of transcription by RNA polymerase II. NCBI's taxonomy places the organism in Eukaryota, Metazoa, Chordata, Mammalia, Artiodactyla, Suidae. The record is from RefSeq and is a predicted model, not a curated record. Gene Ontology annotation, molecular function: DNA-binding transcription factor activity, RNA polymerase II-specific; RNA polymerase II cis-regulatory region sequence-specific DNA binding.